Messenger RNA from Geodia barretti, 570 nucleotides. The record is from the annotation of a GenBank genome assembly. NCBI's taxonomy places the organism in Eukaryota, Metazoa, Porifera, Demospongiae, Tetractinellida, Geodiidae.
CUGAACGUGGACAGCGUCAACCUGGCAACCAGAGAGGUCCGGGUAAUCGGCAAGGGGUCCAAGGAGCGUGUCGCGCUGAUCGGAGAGUCCGCCAAAGACGCGCUCAGCGCCUACAUGUCAGAGGUGAGACCCGAAGUUGCGUCGAUCGACGCCGACGGCGCGCUGUUCGUGAACCGGUACGGGAAACGUCUGAGUCAACGCAGCAUCCAGAAAUCGAUAGAAGACGCAUUACAAAAGCUCGCGCAGGAGUUGGGCCUGGAGGUCGAGUUCUUCCAGUCGAACCAUGAAGGGAAGAUCGUUGACUUCAUCCAAGGGGCCGCGGACGGGGCUGACGGGCUCGUGGUCAACGCGGGAGCGCUCACGCACUAUGGGCUAUCCCUCAGAGACGCGCUGACGGACUCUCGACUGCCAAUAGUCGAGGUGCACCUGUCCAACAUCCACGCCAGGGACGAGUUCAGACGUCACUCGGUGAUCGCCGAUCUGGCGGUUGGUCAGAUCGCUGGGUUGGGCUGGCGAGGGUACAAGUAUGCGCUCGACUUUCUGGCAGAGCACCUCGGCGGCAGGUCGUGA